Camellia sinensis is the source of this 1975-nucleotide messenger RNA. RefSeq names its product RING/U-box superfamily protein. Gene Ontology annotation, cellular component: endoplasmic reticulum. Gene Ontology annotation, biological process: ubiquitin-dependent protein catabolic process. Gene Ontology annotation, molecular function: ubiquitin protein ligase activity. NCBI's taxonomy places the organism in Eukaryota, Viridiplantae, Streptophyta, Magnoliopsida, Ericales, Theaceae. The record is from RefSeq and is a predicted model, not a curated record.
GUUUCGCGCCCCACCCCUCUCUCUCUAAGUUUCUCGUGAGUCGUGUCUGUCUGUCUUCUCUCUCUGGCUUCUCUCUCUCUAGCACGCUUUAUAAUGCCCAUCUCUCUCUCUCUCUCUCUCUCUCUCUCUCAUGGAUCGCAGGUAACGAAUUGAAGAUGGAGAAGUGAAUGACAAUCACCUUCAGAAAAAGCUCCAUCGAUCGCCUCUGCUCAUCACGACCCUCUGAUCAGCACCACCACCUCAGCUGAGAUCACCUCUUUCGUACAGGAGAGUUUUUACCAGUUUUGGCUGUAUAUUGAAGGGUAUUUGAAAUUUUAACUUGGAUUUUGGUAUAUGAUGGAUAAUAAUCUGAGGGAUGAUGUUAUGGAUCUUGAUUUGAACCAAGAACCUUUGGACCAGUCUGCUGGAUCCGUGUUAGGAUUAGAAUCUAUAUUGAAUGAAUUAGAAACAGCACAUGGUCAGAUUGAACAACGGAUCCGACAGCUUGAGGCUGUUACAGCUAGGGCUAGGCAGCGCCAGAGGUGGCGACAAGCUCGAAACCCUCCUGAAACAAGUAAUGCGUCAAUUGAAAUAAUUGGCAACACUGGUAGUGAGACUACAGUUCAGAAUAUGGAGUAUAGUGUUGCUUUGCAGGAAGGAAUUGUUGAUAGGGCUAAAAGUAGCAAAAGGGAUAGAUCCCAUUUGGUUGCAAUGGCUUUGGAAUCGGAUACGGAUGUUAAAAAGGUUGUUGGUGAUGGUGGGGGAUUUUUCGAUUGUAAUAUAUGUUUGGACAUGGCAAGAGAACCAAUUUUGACUUGUUGCGGUCACUUGUUUUGUUGGGCGUGCUUUUAUCAGUUGCCUUAUGUUUAUUCGACUGCUAAGGAAUGUCCGGUUUGCAAGGGAGAGGUAACUGAUAGGAAUAUCACUCCGAUUUAUGGCAAUGGAAAGUUCACCCACAUGUCGGACUCAGAGUCUAGCUUGAAGGUACCUCCAAGGCCCCAAGCACAUCGGAUAGAGAGUAUUAGGCAACAACGUGUUAACCGGGGCAUAUCCCACAUUCCUGUUGCUGAAGCACUUCGACGAAUUAGAAUGGGGAUUGGUGCCACUGGGGAACGGGAACGCCAACAACGACAAGAUCUUUAUGGUCUAAGCAUUGGCUCUAACAGAACCAAUAUGCCCAGUCAGGUUCCCAUCCCUGAGAUUUUGCCCCAAACUGAAUUAGGAGGCAGCCGACGCCUCCGUUCUCGUCAGUUUUCGAGAGUAUUAUCAGAAAGUGCUGAUUCACUUUUAUCCAUUUCAUCUUCAUUAAAUAAUGCGGAAAGAUUAUUUGAUGACCUUGAGUCAUAUAUUAAUAACCAUCUUUUGGAAACAAGUCAUGGGCAGGCUCUAUCAUUUGGUGGAGGGGAUACUUUUACUGGCAGUGCUUCUGUAGUACAACCAGAACACCAGACUGUAGAUUCUAGUGCUGAAAUCAAUACUGCAACACUUACUGCUUCAUCUUCUGAAAGAAUUCAUGUUUCUACUUCUGAUGUACACCUGGAAAAUCUAAGACAUGAUACAGCUACUGAAAUCAAUUUAACUGGGCCCCGUCCUUCUUCUUCGUCUUCCAGGAGAAGGAUUCGCCUUUCCAGAGUUUUAGAUGUGGACAAUGGAAUUUCUCGUGAAUCUAGGAGGAGAAGAUUGGGUUAAUGUAGUUCUUUCUGCAAUCUAGUUGUAUUGCUAAAUAUUUAAGAUUUCAUUUGUUUAAGUCAGCUUGUUCACUAAAACAUGAAAGUUGCCAUCUGCAAAUUAAAGUUAAUUUAUAAUCAUUCUGCAAAGCAUUAUUAUUGACCUUGGUCAGUUUUAUCCGUUCUCUGUUGAAUGUUGGCUGCUGAUUGUAUGGCUAGGCACAUCUGUAAGGCAUAGAGCAGAUCAUCUUAUUGGUAAGUGUUGUCAAGUCUAUUGCAAGCUUUAUAUGUUUGAAUACGUUGUGUAAGUACAUAGAAUUAUUCCUUUA